Molecule: messenger RNA, 381 nt
Organism: Fraxinus pennsylvanica
Lineage: Eukaryota; Viridiplantae; Streptophyta; Magnoliopsida; Lamiales; Oleaceae
Source: the annotation of a GenBank genome assembly
AUGCCCCACCACCAUGAUCACACCGGCUCCGCCAGUGAUCUCGAGGACCAGAAAAUUCGUCACAUGCGACGAGCCCUCGACUCAUUAGAUGUCGAACUUGUAAAGCUGAUGGUUAUGGGAGAAGGCCUAAAUCUCGAUAAAGCAUUGGCCUUGCAUUAUGCUGUUGAAAAUUGCAGUAGAGAAGUGGUAAAAGCUUUACUAGAACUUGGAGCAACUGAUGUGAAUUAUGCAAUAAACUAUGGAAAAAGAUCAAAAUUGGAGUUCACGGUUUGUGCACUGUUCACUAUACUGUGGAGAUUAGAGCAGUCUAUUCUGCAGUAUUAUAUUGUUGCAAUAAACUAUGGAAAGAAAGACAAAGUGAUGAAGUUUUUGGGGGGAUAA